AAAGGAUGCUGAACAUAUGUGGUCGCACAGAAACAUUACAAAGGAAAAGGACUGAACAAAGGCAGAGACGAUGCACUGCAAGAUUUUGCUCUGAAAUCAUAACCAGGGACAAUGCUGCCGGAUCUGGAGACGAGAGGAGCGUUUGGAGAUUCAGCCACGCAGGCUUGCUUAAAGCCGGACAUUCAUGUGCCUUGUGAGGUGUCUGUGGAUGAUGUGCUAGUGAACUCUUCAGCUGGAAUUGUUGAAGACCAUAGUGUCGUAAACGCUACAGAGACUGAGACCGAAGAAUUUCAGAAAGAGAUGUUCAUGUUCAAAGCGCCAGCCUCUCCGCCUCCUACCUCUGGCCUAUGGACAACGCAGAGGGAUGGAGAGGUCAAACUGAGGAUGGGUGAACAUGGCAUUGACAGUGAAACACCAAAGACUGUUCACGAGCUAUUCCUGGAAUCUGUUAAAAACUAUGGCGAUUAUUUUGCUCUUGCAUCAAAGAAGAAUGACAAGUGGAUCAAGUUCACUUAUAAGCAAUACUAUGCUGAAUGUCGGAAGGCAGCAAAAAGCUUUAUAAAGUUGGGCUUGGAGCGUUUCCAUGGUGUGGGCAUUCUGGGAUUUAAUUCUGCAGAGUGGUUCAUUGCAGACAUCGGCGCUAUCCUCGCAGGUGGUUUUGCUGUUGGCAUCUAUACUACAAACUCCCCUGAUGCCUGCCAGUACGUAGCAGAGAACUGUGGGGCUAAUAUCCUGGUUGUGGAGAACCAGAAGCAGCUGCAGAAAAUCCUAGAAGUUCAGCACAAACUCCCUCUUCUGAAAGCCAUCGUUGUGUAUAAUGAAGAGCUAAAGGAGAAGAGACCAAACCUCUACACUUGGAGCGAGUUUAUGAACAUUGGCAAUGAUGUUCCAGAUGCCCAGCUCGAUAAUAUUAUUGCCUCGCAGAAACCAAACCAAUGUUGUACGCUAAUAUAUACCUCGGGAACAACUGGGCAGCCAAAGGGAGUUAUGCUCAGUCAUGAUAAUAUAACAUGGACUGCGUUAGCAGCUGGGAAGUACGUGCAGUUGACAGAAGCUGCAGUAAAGCAGGAACUGGUGAUCAGCUACCUUCCCCUCAGCCACGUUGCCGCUCAGAUGAUUGAUAUUUGGCUGCCAAUAAAAUUUGGUGCACAGACUUUCUUUGCUCAACCAGAUGCACUGAAGGGGACCUUAGUAGACACACUACGGGAAGUGAGACCAACUGCUUUCAUGGGAGUUCCACGCGUCUGGGAGAAAAUGGAAGAGAAAAUGAAAUCUGUGGGCUCAAAAUCCUCUAUGCUCAGAAGAAAAGUGGCAGCAUGGGCUAAAGAAGUAGGAUUACACACCAACCUGAAAAGGAUGAAGGGGUCUUCUGAACUCCCCAUGAACUUCCGUUUAGCCAAACAGCUGGUGUAUAAAAAAGUUCGCAAGGCUCUUGGACUGGAUCGCUGCACAAAAUGCUACACUGGGGCUGCUCCAAUUACUAAAGAGACUCUGGAGUUUUUCUUGAGUCUCAACAUUCCUGUGUAUGAGUUGUAUGGCAUGAGCGAGAGCUCUGGGCCUCAUACGAUCUCUCUCCCACAUGCAUUCAGGAUCUCUAGCUGUGGAAAGGAGAUCACAGGCUGUAGGACACUGAUUUACAAGCCGGAUAGUGAUGGCAAUGGAGAGAUCUGUUUCUCAGGAAGGCAUGUCUUUAUGGGCUACUUGAACAUGGAAGAAAAAACCAAAGAGGCAAUUGAUGAAGCAGGUUGGCUACACUCGGGUGAUCUUGGCAAACAUGAUAAGGAUGAAUUCCUCUUCAUCACUGGAAGGAUUAAAGAGCUCAUCAUUACUGCUGGAGGUGAGAAUAUUCCUCCUGUUCCAGUUGAGGAUGCUGUGAAGGAGGCUGUUCCCAUAAUUAGUAAUGCUAUGUUGAUUGGAGACAAAGCAAAGUUCCUUUCUAUGCUGCUAACACUGAAGUGCAAAGCAAAUGAAGAAACUGGUGAACCGGAGGAUGACCUCACUCCAGAAGCUAUAGAAUACUGUCUCAAACUAGGCAGCAAAGCGACAAAAGUCUCGGAGAUUGUGGGUGGCAAAGACAAAGCCAUUUAUGCAGCUAUCCAGAAGGGAAUUUCGUCAGUCAAUGAAAGAGCAGUCUCAAAUGCACAGAAGGUGCAGAAGUGGGUCAUUCUGGAAAAGGACUUCUCCAUCUCUGGUGGAGAGCUAGGGCCAACGCUGAAAUUAAAAAGACCUGUUGUAGCAAAGAUGUACAAAGACCAAAUUGACCGGUUCUACACCGACGCGGAAACUCCAGCCUCUACGGAGAAUUCUCUUCGACAGUAAAUGUGGAACUCUUUGGGUCUCAUCGGGACAUCCCAUUCUCAACCUGCAUGCAUGGGACUCUCUCAAAUGAAGGGUGAAAUAAAACCAGACUCGGUUAUAACGCAAUCCCUCGCAGUCAUUUUAUCUGUACCCUUUCCUCAUUACAGUACCUUAGAGCAGCAUUGCCCAUCUUUGUUCUAAUGCCAAUGUUGGUGAGCAGCUUAACUUGAGAGAGGGGAAGCAGGAGGUUGCAAGCAAACUUGGCAAAAAGUUUAUAACUUGAACUGUCAAAAUAGUUCCUAGAAUGCCUUGGUAUGUGUAUUGUAAAAGCCAUGGCAUAGCUUUAUUUUUCCACCAAAGGUUUGUGUUGUGUUGUGUUGUGUGUGUUUUCUGAACUGAAUGUAAAAGAAAGAGGAAACCAGGUUUCUCUACCUAGUUAGAGGCUACAGGAGCAUUUUUUUUUUUUAUAUAUAUAUAUAUAUAUAUAUGUGUAUAUUUAACUGCAUGUUUAAUUGCAUCUAUAUUUUUGACAAGAUAUACUUUCUGUUAAACAGAGGAGAGGCACAAAUGCUGUAUGAAUAUACAUACUGGACAUAUUUAAGGCUUCAUAUACUAUAUGUAUGUGGUAAUAGGUUUAUUAGAUAACUGUGCAAUACUUUUAUUAAGCCUGUCUUUCCUUUUGGGAUGUCCCAAAGCCAUAAGUUAUAAUUGAAAUUGUACCGUGCAUGUGUUUGGUAUAAGAAGCAGUCCAGAAAAAGAUGCUUUAAUAGGGCUGUCCAAAUCAGGUUCUCUGACAAAUUCCUCAGAUGUUGUCUAGCAAUCUCAAAGUGUCUAGAACUUGGUUUUAGUGGCACAGCAUCAAUUAAGAUGUGGGUGAGGUAAGGUAUCUUAAACCUUCACCUUGCAGGUACAGGUGUAGGAGAGAAUAACAGCUCUGAACAGUUUAAAGGCCAACGAUCUUUUCUUAAAAUGAAUGCAUUCAAAUUUAAUUUUUUAAAUAACCACCCCAGCAACUGAAGGCUUUUGCAAAUCCCUAGUUCUUCCCCUUACCAGUCUCAAGAAGCUGAUACUCUCUCAGGGUGGAGGACUCUCGUGCAUCGCAGCAAACAACCCUCUUCACUAACUUGUUUGCUCUGGAGUAUCUGUUGCUAUCAGAUGUAAACUGAUUCUGCAAGGAACCCCUGGCUUAUCUGUUUGUCUUCAAAUACAGAUGGGUAAUUUGGACUGCUAACGUUUCCACCAUGACUGAACAGCCCGCAGUUGAUGUGAAGCUUUCUAUCCAUCAUUGGAAGCUGGGUUGUUGUGGUUUUUUUGUUUUUAAAUAUAACUAAGUUUCAAAAAACAUCAAUGUUUCUCUACUUGCUGUAAGAAACUAAGAUGAAGGUAACUAAAAGUAUAUAAUCCUUGUUGGGGACUAGGAGGGAACAAAUGCCCAAGUUGGUUUCAAAAUUAACUGGGUUCAUAUAAGGCAUCUGACAAGAGCCCGGAGAUCCUGUGUAAUGAAUAACCUGUUAGGCAUCUUACUCAGUAGGUCAAGUAAUAGUUCAGGACACCAGGGUGAAGUGGCACCUGAGAAAUUGGUAAUCUAUUUAACUAUACCACCACUUUGGCACCAAAGACCUGGCUUGUUUAAACUAAAGUGGAGAGCAAGCAGAGGUAUUAAAGGACCUGAAUUUCUUCUACUACUAUUUGAGGAUGUCUUUACAGGUUAGGGCUUUAAAUGUGUGUGUAUGUAAUGUAUAUAGUUCUUGUUGCAAAUCCGAAGGCUUGUGCACUAUUACAGCCAUUUACUGGUCUCAUAAACCUGUUCUGUUGGACAAGGCCAGAAGCUGUUUCUAAGUUUUGUUAAAUUAAUGUUAAAUAAAUUCUUGAAAACCCUU
Molecule: messenger RNA, 4178 nt
Organism: Alligator mississippiensis (American alligator)
Lineage: Eukaryota; Metazoa; Chordata; Crocodylia; Alligatoridae
Gene: ACSBG2
Product: acyl-CoA synthetase bubblegum family member 2
Exons: 15
Coding region: 112-2319 (735 amino acids)
Cellular component (GO): endoplasmic reticulum; membrane
Molecular function (GO): long-chain fatty acid-CoA ligase activity
Source: RefSeq, a predicted model, not a curated record